This is a messenger RNA of Echinostoma caproni, 501 nucleotides long. The record is from the annotation of a GenBank genome assembly. Lineage: Eukaryota; Metazoa; Platyhelminthes; Trematoda; Plagiorchiida; Echinostomatidae.
UUGUUCCUCCCCACCCCACCCUACCCUACCCCCCUCUGUGACAAUGCCGGUCAUGUCGGUGUGAUGCUCGACGCGUUCGGAUUAAAUGUGCCCCAUUCGAGUCCUGGGACAACACAAAUCGGCAGUACACAUGUGAAACGUCCGAUGAACGCAUUCAUGGUCUGGUCACGUGGACAACGGCGUAAAAUGGCUCAAGCCAAUCCGAAAAUGCACAAUUCGGAAAUCAGUAAACGUUUGGGUGCGGAAUGGAAACAUUUGUCCGAUUCGGAGAAGAGACCGUUUAUUGAUGAGGCCAAACGGCUUCGGGCCAGUCACAUGCGAGCACAUCCGGACUACAAAUAUCGACCUCGACGAAAACCGAAAAUGUUGACAAAACAGGACAAGUUUCUUCAAAACCCCCGGUCUGGUGGUUCGUGGUUCGAACCCUUUCAGAGACACGAAGUAGUAAACACUGAGAUCGGAGUUGUAAAGUUGUACCGAAAGUUGUGCGUCGAAAACUAG